GAUGAGCCUCUCUUUGUAUUUCAGCCAUGCACUUUCUUAAAUCUGAAAAGCCAAUUCAUCUUGGGCAAACGCAUAAGGAGGAGGGGGGUAAAGGAAAAACUUCAAAACUCAUUUUUUUCACUCCUCGCCAGCUCUCAAACGUCAUUCACCGACUCUCUAAACACUUUGUCUCUCCUUCAUUAAUUGUCACGGCGCUUCACUGACAUCACGUGCCUUGACUACAACUGAAGCCGUCUUACCUUGGCUGUUCCCCUCUGUCUUGUUCUCCUUCGUGUGGAUAAGUUCACAGUAGAUAUGGAAGAGAAGGGAAAUAUCACACAAAAAAAUAGGUUGAAAAUGUGUUUCUGUUUCCUGAUGGACUGGAUUAAUCUUUGCUUUUCAGGUACAGUGCUUUUCAGACAUUCAGGGGGAAAAAAGUAGUUUAUCUACGCUUGCUGUCAAAUAGAAUUCAAGCAUUUAGCAAGCCAGACAAAUAAGCAGUGUAAUAAAUCAUCCAUUUUUGUGUAGUAGGGCAUCAGAGAAGCUGCUGCGUGGACAAGCUGUUUGAAGUUUAGGUGCUUUCAUUACACACAUGUCAACAACAUGUACAAAGUUGAAUGGUCCUGCAGUGAACUCGGGGGUAAAUUUUUUUACACUUCAAGUAGCAAAAUGAAAGCCUGUUUUUUUUUUUUUUCCAAGAAGAUUAUUUUUCUGCCAGCAAUACAAUGUACACCACAGUAUUUUUAAUCCCACAGUGUGUCUCACUGUGCCCAUGUGUUGAGCGAGAAACGGUGUCAAGUUUAAUUAGCAAAUUCUCACAGUGAAUGUGGACACCUUGUUGACACAUCCAUUCCACAUGAGCUAUUGCUGAUUCCUUUGAAUGCAAUUUACAUAAUUAUACCUCAUCCAGCCCUGUGAAGCACAUGCCUCAAACACCAUGUUGCUCACAGCAACACCGCAUGAGGAAAUACAGCCAUAUUAAUGCUCGUGGCAAGAAAACACUAAACGCCGAAGCUCCCUCCUCCAUCUGCAUUGUAUGAGACAUGAUGGUCUUGCUGAAUUACAGAUAUGACCCACUCCCCCACAUGUGCGCACACACACACACACACACACACACACACACACACACACACACAUACACAUGCAUAAUGCCACUUCUUCUUAAAACAUACGCACAAAGAGAGAAAAUCUCACUGCCUGGCAAAGAUGACCUACAUUUCCACAAUGCUUUGCACUUACUGUACAUAUUUACGUUGAUCCAUCUUCAAUAUGCAAAAACCCAUAGUGUACCAUCUCACUCCAAAACAUAAAUUCUCAUUUACAUGCACAAUGUUGCGAAACAAGACACACCACUGGUGAGUCCAUAAGCUCUCUGGUAACAUUCAAAGUCAAACAACACCUAACUUCCCCAAAGAACAAUGAAGCAUGACAGACUGAAUUGCCAAAACGAACUGUCAGAGGGCUCCUCCAAAGCUCCCAGCAUUGAAUUUCCCUCUGAAUCAUGUCUUGCUCAUCUAAUAACUUUGUUUAUAUCUGCUAUGGGACAUGUCUGGAGAGACACCUUGAACACUGGGAUACAGCUCUCAGUCCAAACAUAAAGAGAGAAAUGAAAUAUUCUCCCGCCUUAUUGUCUCCAAACUCCAUGAGAAGAAUCAAUAAAACAUAACAUUGGCUUCUUUCAGAGUUUAAGACUUCCACUGGGGUUUGAAACCCCCAUGUGACGUCGGAGGCUUUAUUCUCGCAUAUGAAAACACUAGAGUUUUAUUUUGAUGUUUGAAUUAAUCAGUAGAGAGCAUCUUCAGAACAAAAAGAUGUGAUGUUGCCUGUGGGAUCUACGGCCAUCUGAGAUUUCACAGCCUGUAUUUAAAAGCAUGUUUUGAAGAAUGCAUUUCAGCAGCCCCAUAAUAAGCUAAGAUGAUCCAUAGUGCUCUCUCAUAUGUGGUGUAAAACUCAGCCGGGCUUUUUUUCCCCAACCUUAUACUGUAUACCACAUAUUUUGUGUGUCGUGAUCUAUCCCCUUGGUGAGUAAAACUGACUAACUUCAAAGACUGUGUGCUGAGCAUUAGUGUUUACUCAAAUAACCUCACUGCAUAGUAUGUUUAAGCACCACUUUCAUGUGAAGGUUAAGCCCCUGUGAAGUGUGUCACUUCUGACAAUACAAUGGGGCAAUUAUGCUGACCAGGUCAACAUAUGUAGAUAAAACUAGAAGACAAAGGACACAUUUAAACAGGAGGGGAGUGUGACCCCAUUACCAUGUAAUCUCAGUGGAAAAAGAAAUUCUUUCUGCCCCAACCCUAAAAAAAAACUGUUUGGAAAACAGACUGAAAUCAGCAGCAGUGUGGCUUUGCUCACAUGCACAUAAACACCAGAAAUAGUUGUUUUUCUCAUUAAACGCCUUGAUUACUGUAUAUUAAAGGGAUGGUUUGCCAUUGCCGUUUUAGGAAAUAUGCUUAUUAGCUUUCUUACAGUGGAUUAGUUUGGACGACUGACUCUUAAAUUUGAAGCUAUUGCCAGUAUAUUAAACACAGGAAAAACAGCUUGUCUGGUUUUGUCCAAACAGUGAAAAUCCUGCUACCAGCACAACUAAAGCUCACUAAUUGACAUGUUACACUCAUUUGUUUAAUGUGCGCAGAAAGUAUGAAACCAGUAAAUAGUGGUUGCACAAGAAGUUGCCAAACCAUUUCCCAGAAAUGUGUUGGGUUUUUUUUCCUUUACACUUUUGUGUGGUGCAAGUAAGCAACAUAUAACAUGUUGUCUAUCGAUCUUUACAGCUGCUCGUAGGUGGAUUUUGUCUGGAUGGAGCCUCACUGCCUGUUUCCCCCCAGCAUACCUUUUUUGUGUUAAGCUAAGCUAACCAGCUGCUGGCAGUUACAUGCAGACAUAAAAGUGGUAUAUUCUUGUGUGUCUUUUGGCAAGGAAGUGAAUUACUGUAUAUCCCAAAAUGUCAAACUAUACUUUAAAUAGAAAAAAACUGGAGCAAGAGAGAGAGAGAGACAGGUUUAUAUAUGCAGAGAAAGAAGUGUCUAGCUUUUUGAAGACAUGGAAUAUUGAGUUCUUUAAGGCAAGUGAUCUCCCUCUAGAGCAAUAUUCAGUACAGCUAAGCUCCACCACAGUGUAAUUUGCCUCUGAUUUCUAAUCUUUGUAAAAGAAUGCGAAGCUAAGUGCCCUCCACAAAUGCAGACUAUCAUGGCAUUUCUUCAGGCACAUUAUAGACCGGAGUGAUUAGAGAACUUAAAAUGCAAAGGCAUCCCUUGAAACUGAAUGCAUUUACAAUCCCAUUAAAUAUGGAAUUGUGUCUGUGGGCCAACAGUAAAUUUGAAAUAUCUUUCCCUGCAACAGUUUUUUUUUCUUCUCCCACAUUUUCAGUUUGCCGCUUGCUUCCUUCACUCUCUUGGUGAAUCUGUUUGAGGCUGUGAAUAAUUUGCCAGUAACUUUCAUGGAAAUAGCUACACUCGACAUAAUUGUGUAGCAUUAAUCACACAACAGCUAUCAUGAUUUUCCAAUCAGCAUCAUGCAGACAUUUGUCAUGACUGAUGAUUCUGACAGUUGAUUGCUUUUACUGUGAAUAAAAACUGUUAUAAAUUGCCAUCUGCACAGAGAUGUACUAUCAAAUGUUCAUAUAAAAUGUUGCUUGAAUUCAGAGUAUUUCUGUGUAGUGUAAAGCCUUGCUGUAGAAGUGACCUUGGGUUUGUGUAUUAGAAUAUAGAAUAGCAUUCUUCUGUCUGGGUUAUUAUCUUCUAACUGUAGCGCAGAAACUCAGAUAUCCAGCUUGAACCUUUGACAGGUCAGAAUGUGCAGAAAAGCCAUCACUGCAAGAAACUAAAUCAACUGUAUUUUAUGUUCUCGAUCACCUCAUGGUGCAAUUAACUGUAAUAUGUAAAUGAAACUGGAACCUCAACUGUAAAAAAUGCACCUCGGUGAAAACACCCAUCUGCUAAAUAACCUUUCUCAACCAUAAACAACCAUUUGCUUAUCAUAAAUUCACAUAAACUCCUCCGCGUCCCAGUUCAAACUAAUGCUGUAUUGUAGUAUUGUAAUCCAUCUAUCACAACAGCCAUUUGACCCGGUUUAAUGUAAUCCAAAGAGAAUCGCCCACACUGAAUCUAUGAUCACCUCUGUUCUCAUUAAAGUAAAAAUCAGCCUCUGUAAUGCGUGCCUCUAAAUUGAGCUGAAAGAAGAAACAACUGUUUAUUAAUCUGUUCAAUGAGAAAUUCUCAGUUGUUUUCCAUCGUUUCCCCUGCUGCAUAAAGCUGUUUUGCCAAGUUGCAUUGAAACUGCGACAACUUGUAAAAAUAUGAUGAAGGAAAUAUUAGAUUGUCUUCAUACUGGCUGUCUUUGGACCACACAUUCAUAUCUUAUCAGGGAUUGUUAUUCAUGAGUAUGUGCAGUUGUAUGCAAAGAUGUGUGCACCUGUGGGCAAUAGCAUAUUUUGCUGAUUUUGGUUUUUAAGAGAAAAGAAGCAAACACAACUCCUGCGGCGAAAAUAUACCUUCUUUCCAUUUUAAUUCACUGAUACUUUUUAUUUGACGAGUUCAAAAGCAGAAAGAAAAUCACACAAUGGGUGUGGCAUGUGCAGAAAUUCUUCUGUCUUCUGCUGGUAAAGUUUCAGACACACGUUCAACCAUAAUUUUCGUAGGACUUAAAGUGAAGAUCAAGAGUGUUCAUUGCACUGUAAAACAACUUAAAAUAAUUUAGUCAAAUUAGUUUGCUUUUUUUUUUUUAGCUUAUUUAAAGUAAUCUAAAUGUGUUUUGUUCAUUUCUAGGUAACUGAUCUUAAAAUGUCCAAUUUUUUUUCAUAUUAUUUUAGAACUUAAAAACAAGAUUUUUUUUUAUGACCUGUGGAAAUUGUGCAUAAAAUGAUGAGCUGAAUGAACUUGAACAUUCCACUCAUUAAAUUAAGUCUGUAAGAAUCAAAGUCAACAUAUAAGCAGACCUAAAUCUAACCAGAGACUGUUGCUUUUUGUAGCUUAAGAAAACAGACGUGGCAGCAACUUGCUGUCUGUCUUUAUUACGUCGUAAAUUACAUUAUGGUUGCUUCUUUUCAGAACAAUUAAAGAAUACUGUAACAAAUUGCUGUAAAAAUACAGGAUGUUUUGUACAGUAAUAUACCGUUCUUUGUAAAUACAGCCGAAUACUGUAAAUUCAUGUGUUUUUCAAGAACAAAAUAAUAACAGCAAGCUACCGUACAAUCUUACAGCAGAUUACAGUAUUUUUCUGCUUUGGGUUGAUUUGAGUGUGACUGUCGCUGCAGUCCGACUGUUACUCGUCUCAGCAAAUCUUCCUGCACAUCACCGCAGUUAGCAAACACUCAACACAAAGAAGUGACGAAAUAGGUUUAAAAUAUUAUGUAUCAGUGAUUUUACUCAUUACUGAGGGAAGAAUUAGGAGAAAAGGAAGAAGUGAGGAUGACGAUUUCCGGCCCGGCUCAGACCUGCAGAGACCACCUGUAGCUGAUCCAUCCUGCUCCGGUUCAGUAAACAAGGUAACUGUGAUUAUUAAAAAGUCAGCCUUACUUUUAAUUCUGUCAGUCUAUUUUAUUUAUGUUUUAUUCUUUGACAGUAACAUAAACACAGCCAGGUUAGUUACUGCUUGGUGUUAGCCACGAGUCGCUAGCAUGAAUGCUAACGUUUCCCACACUGUUAGCUAGCAGCUAGCAUGAAUGCUAACGUUUCCCACAUUGUUAGCUAGCAGCUAGCAUGAAUGCUAACGUUUCCCCACACUGUUAGCUAGCAGCUAGCAUCCUCCCCUUUGGCUGCAGAGUGAACAAAACUUUGGGUCUUUCUUUUAAACCAGACCAGGAAAAUGAAUUUCUAAGCCACCAGAUCCAGCUAGGUUAGGUUAGCUAUCUCUGUCUUUCGUGUAAUUUUCCAUUAAAUAUCCAAUAUGAUGCUCCACUGAUCUGUUAUCACAUCUCCACAUGUACUUGUCUGCAUUCCACCAUUUAGGUAAUUUCAAGUUUUAAAAAGGUUUGUAGGAUGUGUCAUGUUGCUUUUCUCUCCACUUAGGAAAGGUAAAUUUGGGUGUUAUAUAAACAGCUGCAAAAAUUAGAUUUAAAUGUGUAUUGAACUAAACAGCUGUUCUGAGUGGAAGCCUCUGUUUUGCUUAAUAAUUUGAGUUUCCUGUUUUUUUUUUUGUUGUUGUUUGUUAGUUUUCUGAUGAAUGUGACAGAGUUCCAUAUUAAGUUCAAGGGAUCUUUGACUACCACACCUAAUAUAUUCUUUCUUUGUCAUUUUGUUCUAGGCUCUUUCUUGGUAUUAACCCUGAGAGGGGAACAAAGGGCAGCCAGGAGAAGGUGAUGUUGCUCCAGAAAAAGGCAUCUACCGUAAAUCCUCAUGUAGCCUCCCUUAUAAAAGACUGAUGGACUCUGAAUGGAACUUCAUGUAAACCCACAGCACCUCUCCACACAGGACCUCACUUUCACAAAGGAAAAGCCCUGUCUGCAACCAGAUGUUCAUGCUGUCAUUCUAAGGUAACAAGUCUCAGUAUUGUGUUUGGUUCAGUAUAAAAUACUUCAGUUCCAGGUUUGAGCCAUGACUUGGUGUUUAUUGAACAUGAUCAUGAGUUAUGAAAGACUGAUUCUGAAGGCAGGGUACCUGAAAUGUGAUAUGCAAUUUUUAAACAGAUUGUUGACAACCUGUUAAACAUCAUUAAUUGUUUUUAUACAUUUUAUUUCACAAGACUUGAAUUACUUGAAAUUUGUUGAUUGCUGAAUGUGUUCAGUGCAGUAGUUAAAUAAUUUAAGUGAUAUAUAUAGAUAUCUUUUGUUACAGUUCAGGAAAAAUGGAAACCAAACUCAGUGUACCUGAACUAGAACAUGCAGAAUGAGAACCUGUUCAGCAUGAGGAAAUGAUUGUAUGUUACUAAAAUUGAAUGGGUUUAAAUAAGUCAGUUUUUGAAAUAUGUUUGAUACAGAGUUGACUUUAAUAAAAGCUUAAUGUUGAAAAGUCAUCUCUUGUCUGAGCCAUUUCUAUGCUAUGCUAUUUCCUGGGGCUUUCAUUUUGAAAGCCCCAGGAAAUAGCUCUCUAAACAGCAUAAUACUCUAAUAUUUUUUACAGUAAUAAACUGUUGUUGUAGAAUACGGUAGGAUUACUGUAAGAUAACAGUGUGCUGCUGGCAACUUUUGCUGCCAGCUCUUUACUGUAAAUUUACAGGGAAAUUUCUUAGUUCUAACCAUAACAAAGGUGAGUAUCGAAUUCACCCCUAUACCCACAGACUUGUCAUUUAUCACAUUGUUUGUCAAAAAUUACUUUAUUGGGCUGUAGAUUUUCAAUAAUAAAUGAAGAAAUUCCUUAAAUGUAGAAAAUGUGAAAGGAAAGAAAGUCUGUCAGUAACCACUGUCUAUAUGAUUAGUUGGCUUAACUUCGUAUUUUAAGUUAACUGAACUUAUUUUGUUUGUUUUUUAAAUUCAUCUAAUUUAACUCAGGUACGUAUACACUUUCACAACUCACACUGAACUAAUUAGACUGCAGUUAGGCCACAUCUUAAAGGCAACAAGAAAAUCAAUUUACUGUUUGGGAAUUUUUAGCUGAUGACAAUAUAUAUUAAAAUAUGAUUUUAUAAUGUAGAAAUUCACCAACUCUUCAAACCACGGGCUCCUCUAAGCAAUGGCAGGAUCUGAAAAUAAAGUGAAUUGAUGCCUUAAAAGCAGUGGGGAAAAGGCACUGAAGAGCUUUCAACGUUCUUCCAGCUAGCAAUUUCCACUGUCCAAAAUGUCAUAAGGAAAUAGCAGUUAAGGGGAACUGUAGAGGUAAAAAAGAAAAUCUGGAACACCAAGAAGACGUCUGCUGGGUAGGAAAGGAAGAAAAAACAUCCCCCCCGUAUGACUGCAAAGACCUGCAGGAAGAUUUAGCCACAACAGCUUCAGUAAACCCUUACCUGUGACCUCAUCAUGAUAGUCAACAUAUAAAGUCUGAAAAGCAACAUCUGGAUAAGCAGGAGAUGUUUUGGAAACAAGGGCUGUGAACAAUGCAAUGGCAUCUGCUUUAAUACGCGACCACAUUCUGUCACAGUUGUCCUCUCCAUGUUGGAAAGCUUAUACUAUAAAAUCGUACGCCUACCUUUGUUGUUUACUGCAGCCUCUGCUAUUUAAACGUGUCUCUGUGGGCUCUUCACAGUAUCUCAGAUCAGUAUUGCUAUUGUUUGCGUUAUUGUUUCAGAUUAUUGUAAGUGCUCCAACCACAGCAAGCUGUGGACUCUGCAGCUGACUAAUGAAUUGUUAUGAGCGUGGAGUUACGGAGAAGUCAGAACUGAGAAGAAAAUAGUCAGAGAUAAAGUGUGAGCAGACUUCCAUACAGAUGCUGGGCGACACAACAGUAACACUGUGUUUCACUGUGUUUCUCAGUAAUCCUCUAAACUCUGUGCUCUCCACAGCAGCAGACCAAAGAAGCGCAAAAACAUAAUUAUACAGCAAAAAUGUACUCUAUCAAAUCUAAUGAGGUCCACUAGGGGUUUGACGGAACAUCUAAAAAGAACCAACAGGCAUGCACGCGUGAUGGAAACUAAAUCAGAUCCUUAGGGAAAAUGUACAUAUUAGUUUUCUAGAUUAUUGCUUGAAUUUAGUUUACACGGACGAUUGAAGUUACUGUGUGGCAAAAGUUUGAGGAAAAUGGGUUAACAAGGAUUGACAUAUACCUUUUCCAAAACUUCAUGGAAGGAGCCAAACUGGGGUAAUACUUCAGUCCGGCAAUAAAUGCACCCUAGUUCACUAAUGCUGCAUUUAUUGCAUGUUACAGUCUUGUUGAGACUGUGUGCCAGAAUGAGUGGACUCAGUUCUGUGGUUGACUUUUGAUGCUAUGUUGCACUGUGUCUAACUUUAUGCACAGAGUUCACUGCAUGGCCAAAAGUAUGUGGACAACUUUAAGUGGUUCUUAAAACCAUGGCCAUUAAUAUUCUGCCUUCAUUGCCCUCUGUCCUUCUGGGAAGGCUUUUCACGAGACUGUGGAGAGCGACAUUUGCUCCCAUUCAGCCACACAAUUAUCAGUGAGGUCAGACACUGAUAAGGUCUGCCUCGCAGUCAGCUUUCCAUAUUCACCCCCAAAGUGCUGGAAGGAGCUGAGAUGAGGGCUCUGUGUGAGGAAAGUCAAGUUCCUCCGUGUUAGACUCAGAACACUGUUUUGUUUUUUUUUUUAAAUGCAGCUCAUUUUAAUGCAGAGUCAUGUUGGAAAAAUAAAGUCCCUUAUACAAAUUGUUGCCAGAGUGAUUGUCUAGAACAUCGUUGUAUGCUGUAGCAUGAAGAUUUCCAUUUGUCUGCAGCCUGGACUAUGAAAACAGCUGCAAACCACAAAUGACAAAAGCACAAGGAUAAGAGUGUGCACAUUAUUUUUCCCAUUUGGUUUAUACUACCAAAAGGUGAAAACCACAUUGCAAAGACUGCAAUGUUAGCUGAAUGGUUAAUGUGAUUUGUAAUUGAUAACAGCUGGAAAUGAUUCUUUGAGCUUUGUUUUCAAAACCCAAGAGAUAAAUGUGCAUAAGUAGACAGCAAAUAUAUGCAGGAAUUAUGAACUAAAUAGUAAUUUGGGGAGAAAAAGAAGACUAGAAAUGUAAAGGAGCCUAAUUGUGAGAGGAAAGUGUCACUACAGGCUACAGUAGUAACCUCUAGGAUGCUGAUCUUCUCUUUGUUCUUUCAGCACACAACGAAUAUAACCACAAAUAAUUUACAUGAAGGGGACCAAUAUAGAACAAUUCCUCCCUCAAAUAGGACAUGUGGAUAGUUUCCUGCAGAUUUGUUCCUGGACUGCCUAAUUAAUCUGCUCUCAUUGCUCAACCUUGCUCAGCUCACCAAAAAAAAAAAAAAAAAAAAAAAAAGACAAACAAUCGACCUGCUCCUGUGAUUGCAUGUGCACAGGCGCGCACACGUAUCCACACACCUACUCGCGCCCAGGCACGCUCCACAGACAAUGCACUGAACAUCAAAAGAAAAGAAAUUGGCUUUUUUCCCCUUCCUCCUAAAUAAAACCAUCACUUGGUAAUGGCUGUAAUAAGGCGAUAAACAGUGCAGGAACUAUCUCCAAGCAACGACGUAUCUUUGUGCCUUUUUUUCCUGUUUUGCAACUUCCUUCAGUGUGCAAAAAAAAGAAGAAGAGGGAAAAAAGAAAACAGGCUUAGAGCUUUUUUUCCUUCAUAAGGGGGUAUUUUUAAUUCUAAAGCAAGGGAUUGGUCACACUUCGUCUCAUUAGCAUGAGGAGCUGUAUAAACCCCGCCGCCACUGCAGAAUUUUGAGCUGUGUUGAAGGCAAGGCAACAAGCGUAUCUGACUGGCUGCGCGUAAGGAGCAAGUAACUUUCACUUUCAGCACAGUUCAGUUCAUAAAAGCGAAGGGAGCUGCAUGGAGAGCUCGCUCCAGAGGUGAACUGCGCGCAACUGCUUUGGCACACAAUGAGGCUGCUUACCGAGGGAGCAAGGAAGAUGAUGGGGGGCAAAUUUAUAACUUAUUGCCACCGGUGGAUUUUUAUACUCUCACUCCAUCAAUUUAUAUUUGCCUCUUGGGCUCUGUCCGAAGGAAAUACUAUCCGAUACCAGACUAACGAGGAGGACGCACCAGGUACGGUCAUUGGAAACCUCGCCAAGGACAUGUCCUUGAGUCUGUCUCAUUCCUCCAAGACCAAUUUCAGGAUGAUGAAACAAUUCAACGACUCAUUCAUCAGGGUAAGGGAGAGCGACGGGGAGCUGGCUGUCGGGGAACGAAUUGACAGGGAGAGGAUCUGCAGACACACUCCACAGUGUGUGAUCACUUUUGACGUGGUUAAUUUCUCCAAAGAUCGCUACAAAUUGAUUCACGUUGAAGUGGAAAUAAAGGACAUCAAUGACAACUCUCCGGAGUUUCCAAACAAAGAAUCUGUGGUGGAGAUAUCAGAGAAUGCAGCGGUUGGCUCCCGCAUACCUUUGGACCCAGCUGCGGACGCAGAUGUCGGGUCAAACUACAUCCAAAGCUACCAAAUUUCUGUUAAUAGUCAUUUCACCAUUGAUGUGCUCCUGAGAGCGGAUGGGGUUAAAUAUGCGGAAUUGGUGCUAAUGAAAGAGCUAGACAGGGAGACUCAGUCAUCAUACACUGUGGAGCUGGUCGCCACAGACGGAGGGAACCCGUACAGAUCGGGGUCAACCAAGAUAACUAUCAAAGUGACUGACUUUAACGACAAUAGUCCCGUUUUUGACCAGAACAGCUUCUCUGUCAGUUUGCCAGAGGACGCGCCGGUUGGCACAGUGAUCCUGGACUUGAACGCAGUGGAUGCUGAUGAGGGGUUAAACGGGGAGGUCGUGUACGGGUUCGGGAAGCAGGUUUCUCACGAGAUCCGAGAACUUUUCCAAGUGGAUAAUAAAUCGGGUCGCCUGACGCUCAGGAGCCCCGUGGAUUUUGAGGACAAAAGCACCUAUGAGCUGGACGUGCAGGCGACCGAUCUGGGACCCAACCCGACCCCCUCCGUGUGCAAAAUCAUCAUCCACGUCACCGACGUUAAUGACAAUGCCCCGGAAAUCAGCAUCACCCCGAUGACCUCCAUCACGACGGGCAUCGCGCACAUCAGCGAGGCGGCAGACAAGGACAGUCUGGUGGCGCUGAUCAGCACCCUGGACAGAGACUCUGGAGUCAACGGCCAGGUCCACUGCACCCUGUACGGCCACGACCACUUCAAACUCCGCCAGGCGUACGAGGACAGCUACAUGAUAGUGACAGCAGCAGCUUUGGACAGGGAGAGAAUCAGUGAGUACAACCUGACGGUCAUGGCUGAGGAUUUUGGGUCACCUCCACUGAGAAAAAUCACCCAGUACACCAUCAGGCUCAGCGACGAGAAUGACAACGCCCCUCACUUUGCCAAAGCUGUGUAUGAAGUUUCAGUGGUGGAAAACAACGCCCCGGGCGCUUAUAUCACCACAGUGGAGGCCAGUGAUGCUGAUCUGGGCAACAAUGGGAAAAUUACUUACAGACUGGUGGACAGCGUCAUCAUGGGCUCCCCAGUGAACACCUUUGUGUCUCUGAAUUCAGUGUCUGGCUCCAUAUAUGCCCUGAGAAGUUUUAAUUAUGAAGUGAUGAAACAGCUAGACAUACACAUUCAAGCCAGCGAUGGGGGGUCACCACAGCUGCAGAGCACAGCUGUCAUCAGAUUAAAAAUAGUUGAUCAGAAUGACAACCAGCCCUCGAUCAUAGAGCCCCCCCUGUACAAGGGAUCUACUGAGGUUUUCCUGCCCAAAGAUGCACCUGCAGGUUAUGUGGUAACCCAGAUAAAGGCCACAGAUGCUGAUGAAGGCAUAAAUGCACAGCUGUCCUAUAAAAUCACCGAGGGGGGACACCUGGGUUUCUCCAUCAACAAAGACACUGGGAAGGUGCACGUGAGCCGACAGCUGACCUAUGAUCUCGCAGACAACGUCAAAGUCACGGUGUCGGUCAUCGACAGCGGAUCCCCCGCGCUCACCUCAACGGCUAUUAUUCACUUCAGCUUCAUAGAAGGGACUCUGCCUAGUUUGCCUUCCUUGGCUGAAAAUGGCAGCGAGGAGCUCUUUCAAUGGGACAUGUCCAUAGCCAUAAUCAUUGUCCUGGCAGGGAGCUGCUCUCUACUCCUGCUGGCUAUCAUCCUCAUCACAACCAUUUGCAGCCGACGCAAAAAGGAGACGAGGGAAGCGGGGUUUGACGACAAAGAAGACUUACCGAAUGUGGAGAAAGUGGAAAGUGGUCAUAUUGAUUCAUUGAUCACCAACCACAAAGGGAAAGGGUUUGAUACCCAUCCAUUUCCAGAGAAACCUCCAAUGGCCAGCAGCAACACAACAGAGGCAAGCUGUGAGGACGGCAGGCAGACAGCAGGCAUCUUUGAGUCAAACAGCAGGGUGAUGGAGGGUAAACUAAAGGGUUAUUCUACACUGCCAGGAUAUGGGAAAGAAACUGUCAGGCCGAUAACAAUAUGGAAGGGCAAUUCAUUCACAACAAUCUCAGCAAGAGAUCCCCACAUCAGUGGCAAGGACAGUGGAAAAGGGGACAGCGACUUCAAUGACAGCGAUUCUGACAUAAGUGGAGAUGUGCACAAAAAAGAGUCGCCACCCACCAACAGUCUCUGGGCAUGUACAAGCGAGUGCAAAGUGCUGGGACACUCGGACCGAUGCUGGAGCCCUUCGGCUACAAGGCCCAACACGAGCAUGGCCUGUGGACCGCAUCUGUCAACGUUCUCCAAGACAGCUUCACUUCCCCGGGACACCAGGAGGGAAAACUACUACCCAGCUCACAUACCCAAAACCAACGGUCUGCAAAGUGUGUACGAGAAGGUUCAGCACCAGGAGUUUGAUUAUAUCCUCGUUGGUCCACCGACUCCAGCCAGAAUACAGGAAACAGAUGAAAUUUCCAUCCCGGAAUACACAAACUCUUAAAACGGCUUAGAUGAAAGAUCAAACGGUCAUUAAAAGGGGAUUCUGUCUUUAUACUGUACAGUACUUUUAUCUUAAUUGACUCUUUGUUGGAUUGUUGCAGUGUUUUGUAGUAUGUCAUGUGUCUUUUGGCUCAUAUAAGACUGUUCAUUGUAUCAUGUGUAAUAUGCAAGAUUUUCUACAUUGAUAAUAUAUUUUUCAUAAUGACUCAAUGUAAAAAGGAAUUUUAUUAUGGAUUUUUAAGAGCAUGUGUUACUAUUUAAGGGGCAUGACCUAUGGACAUUUAGGCUGCUAAAGGGCCUUUCUGCUGUGGAAAACAAUCAAUAUGAAAGAUUGCCAUGUUUGUGGUAGAUUUUAUCACACUGUUGCACAAAUAAACAUUUAAAAGCAAA
Molecule: messenger RNA, 13714 nt
Organism: Amphiprion ocellaris (clown anemonefish)
Lineage: Eukaryota; Metazoa; Chordata; Actinopteri; Pomacentridae
Gene: pcdh8.2
Product: protocadherin-8
Exons: 3
Coding region: 10353-13325 (990 amino acids)
Biological process (GO): homophilic cell-cell adhesion
Cellular component (GO): plasma membrane
Molecular function (GO): calcium ion binding
Source: RefSeq, a predicted model, not a curated record